Messenger RNA from Mesorhabditis spiculigera, 906 nucleotides. Lineage: Eukaryota; Metazoa; Nematoda; Chromadorea; Rhabditida; Rhabditidae. The record is from the annotation of a GenBank genome assembly.
AUGGCGGCAGGUUAUUACUUGGCCUCGUACUAUGGAGAAGAAGCCUUGGUUCCUCUGCAAUUUGAUAUGAACACGCUGAUGACUGUUGCCAUCAUUGGAGCCGCUGCCAUCGGAGAGUGGGGCGAAGGUGCUGUUGUUGUGUUACUCUUUGCCAUUAGCGAAGCAUUAGAACGGUAUUCAAUGCAAAAGGCUCGUCAGUCGAUCCGUUCACUUAUGGACAUUGCCCCUAAAGAAGCUCUGAUUCGACGUGAUUCUGCUGAAAUGACCAUAAGUGUUGAUGAUAUCCAAGUUGGAGACGUUAUGAUCGUCAAGCCAGGACAAAAACUGGCUAUGGAUGGAGUUGUAAUAAAAGGAACGUCGACGUUAAAUCAGGCAGCAAUCACGGGAGAGUCUGUUCCUGUUGCUAAAACUGUUGACGAUGAAGUGUUUGCCGGAACACUAAACGAGGAAGGGUUGCUUGAAGUCAGAGUUACUAAGCAUGUUGAAGAUACAACAAUCUCCAAAAUCAUUCAUCUCGUGGAAGAGGCACAAGCUGAACGGGCACCAUCUCAAGCUUUUGUGGACCGGUUUGCUAAAUACUACACGCCUGCAAUUAUGGUGCUGGCUUUGGGCAUUGCGAUUAUUCCGCCUUUGAAGGGUGUCAAAGCCUCGGUCGGACAACAGCAAUAUUAUAUUGGUAGCCCUAAACUGUUUGAUGAACUGGAAGCUGAGACACAAGGGAAGACGGUAAUGGUGCUGGGGACGCAACAUGAAGUCAUUGCCUUAAUUGCGGUUGCCGAUGCCGUACGUACUUCGAGCGUAAAAAAGACGAUCAUGCUCACUGGUGACAACCAGGCGACAGCUAACGCAAUUGGGCAGCAAACAAAUUGGAUUACAUCAAGAAGCUCCGAGGAGAGUAUUCUCAUG